Molecule: messenger RNA, 1515 nt
Organism: Phytophthora sojae
Lineage: Eukaryota; Oomycota; Peronosporomycetes; Peronosporales; Peronosporaceae
Exons: 4
Coding region: 1-1515 (504 amino acids)
Source: RefSeq, a predicted model, not a curated record
AUGGCCGACACGCUCGCGCUGUAUGAGCGGAUUCUGGGGCUCGUGAAGCCCGCGGAGCUCCACCGCAGCUGCAAUGGCGUGCUGAAGGACGAGUACUCUGCGCUGCAAUGCGCGGUGGGUGAAAUUCUUGCUGCGUUCGCCAAGGUGGAGGAGGUGCGCGAUGCCGUGAACCAACUGGAGCAGGGCAAGCCGCCCACCGGCCGCACUGCCAGCCUCAUGGAGGCGAUGGAUGCAGCGAUGCAACUGCGGAAAGACCUGAAGGAAAAGCUCGAGGAGGUGGCCGCGGGCAUGCAAGUGAAGGAGAAAACUCGGGAGAAGAGAAAGAGAAAGAAGGAAAAAGUGAAAGAGAGAAAGGAUCCAGAGAAGGAAGCGGGUGAUUCUCCUUCGUCGUCAUCUUCUUCGAGCAGCAGUGAGGAGGAGGAAGAAGUGAAGCCGAAAGACAAGAAAACGCCAAAGCGGGCGAAAGUCGAAGGCAAGAAGGAUGGCGCGUCUGGUGAUGGCAAGAUGAGUGGAGAUCUGGCCAUGGCCCACGAUGCUUUGAAGACCAUUUCGACGGUUCGGACGGUCAACAGGAGGAUCCAGUUUGAUAUGGUGAAUCAGUGGGCGGAGGCACUGUUCGACCUCAAGCGUAUUCUCAAGCACCAAGCCAGUUGCGACGCUAGUACGACAGACAAGCCGGCCGCAGAGGUUGCUGCCCGCGCGCUGGAGGCUGCAGCUACGAUUUUCCAAAAGCUUGAGUGGAUGGAUGAGCGCAUUAAGGAAGUGCGAUCUGUGAUCGCAGCGCUGACAGACGCUUGCUCCAAGAACGAGCAGCUGAGGAUUUACUUCCAUCGGGUUCGAGCACAGCUGGAAAGUCUUGAAAUGAGCAUCCCUUCCGCAGCAGCAGAACUUGCUGAGCCGUCCAGUAAAAGUGGAUCCCGGUCAUUGGAGGAAGGUCUUCGCAGUUAUCGCACUCUGAGCUCUAAGAUUCAGAAAGUGUCCGCCGAUGAAAAGCCAUCGUUAAUUUUCGAGGCGCUUGGAGCGAUUCAACAAGUGAUGGCAGAUGACACGAAUUCAAGAGGCUGGGCAACCAAGUUGGAUGGGAAAGGUACGUUCGCAAGCUUGCAUGAUUUUAAGGGGCUUUGCUCACAAACUCCUCAAUAUGCGUUCAGGCUUGUCAUAAGCAUAAUGGACCUGCUUGACGCAAAAGCAAAACCGAGCAAAGCGUCUCAAUCGCCUCGCAUCUCGAAAACGGCAAUGGCGAAGCAGGACCUGCUUAAGUCGCUACUCGCUCAAGUGGAGCAGUGGCAGGACGGCAUUUUCUCUCUGGACCAGCUUGACAAGUUGAUUAAGGAGCUAAACAACGUGGUGUCCUACAACUCAAUGGACUGGAAGCCACUGGCAGACCCAACGGUGCGCACCUGCGUUUGGAAACUGAAAAGCUGUAUCCAGCAGAUUAAAAAGCCAGCCCACCGCGACAAACGCUUGAAGACAGUCAAUAAGUGGAAGGCGAGUAUCGACAGGCAUCCGCGCUAG